Marchantia polymorpha subsp. ruderalis is the source of this 1338-nucleotide messenger RNA. The record is from the annotation of a GenBank genome assembly. NCBI's taxonomy places the organism in Eukaryota, Viridiplantae, Streptophyta, Marchantiopsida, Marchantiales, Marchantiaceae.
GAUUGACAGGUGACAUCGUUGUUUCCAGGUUGAUUUGCAGCUCCAUCUGCGGACUGCUCUAUAACUGUACCGUCUGCAGCAACGACUUGCAAACCCAUCUUCAUUUUUGGAGCUCCUCUAUCUCAGAUAGAGGGUUUAGGGUUUAGGGAGUCAUUGCAGAUAGACUAUCUGCAAUGACCAUCAUUUACUCGAGAGCCGAGAACCAGUGCAUACAAGCUUCUUAUAGAUUCUCAUCGCAUCUCUCCGGAGACACGUGCGGACUUCGAACCGAGCGUGGAUCUUUCCGUACACCAGCCCGGUCAACCUUAAGCUACGUGCGUGUCGAUGGGGUCCGCGUCUGGAGAGUAACUUUUACCAGCAGCUGCAAGUUUCAAGACAAAGAUUUCCACCACCUUGAGCACGAAGCGAGGUGGAGUCAUCACGAGUCCAACUCUCCCGAACGAUUUAGAAGCUUUUCAACGACACAACUCCGGCACCAGGACUAUCCCAUUCCACUUGUUUCAUCUCAAAGGAAAGAUCAGGUGACCUUCGUCGUUCGGAUCUUCACAAGACCCAGUUUUGAUUCGUUCAACGAGGUAGUUAGGAGAGCGGGCCCUGACCCUUUCGGAGUAGCGCUUGAACUUGGCCAAAAGAUGGGAACGACAGACAUGAAUCGGAGGUAAAGGUGGAGAGACCUCUUCUGCGUUUGGUGGUAGGUGAUGUCGAUCAGCUGACAUCGAUAGCUCCAGAGAACCCGAGUCAAUCGUGCUGCCACGAUCUGCGUCGGGCUAUAAGUGAGUAGUUGUGAAAACGAGUGAAUAAGUAACAUCGUCUUUUGAUGCGAUGGCUUGCUUCCCUUCUUCCCGAGCCGCAGUCAGGAUUGACCCUGAGAUGAUGUGCAAAGAUGACUAAAUCGGAACGGGAGCUUCCUACAUCUCUGGAUGCUAGAAAUGGAUGACGAGGGUCUAGAAUCUUUGAAGAUUCCGGCACUCAGCGAAGAUAUUAUCUCAUUGAGCAAUCUGCUGAAGAAGAACGGAGUCUUCAGUACAUCAGCCGUCAACAUCGAUUGUUUUCAGUUCGUGAAUGCACGUCCGUACAAGUACAGAUGCUCAGUCCAGGUUCCAAUUUUUGUUCUAUUCCUGAACAGGAGAUUUAAAAAGAGGACUUGUGUUUUUCUUUCUGACGUCACCACUUUAACCGACUUUUGGUUGAGCAUGUUGUUUUAAGAAUCAACAAUGGACAAAGUCCACAAAUUUUCUCAGCUCGUCUAAAACCUGCAGCGGAUUUUUGGUCUUGGGGUUGAUGGGCAUCAGUCAUCUUUGUGUGCUCGUAAAGUGAUUCUUGGACUCCCAGUUUCCU